Messenger RNA from Hypoxylon fragiforme, 1813 nucleotides. RefSeq lists its product as uncharacterized. Lineage: Eukaryota; Fungi; Ascomycota; Sordariomycetes; Xylariales; Hypoxylaceae. Bases 139 to 1395 code for a protein of 418 amino acids. The transcript has 3 exons. The record is from RefSeq and is a predicted model, not a curated record.
UAGCAUAGGUAGAUAAUCAAUAUAGGGGCUUCCAACCUAAGAUCUUAUGAGUACCAAGUUACCUAGCUUCAAUAUCGCGUAACCAAACUACAUACUUGUUUAACCCUCUCUACUAGAUCUAACAUCUUUUUAAGCAAAAUGAAAUCGUAUGAAAAUAGUUUUGAUCCAGCUUCCUACAGGGAGAAGUUGAAACAUGUUCAAGAUAUUACACCCAUCGACGAGCCCCUUAUCUCAUGGGCCGGUCGCCGAGGAAGAUCACCACGCGAGUACCUAAAGCCCCCUGUGGUACCAUAUGGCCGCGCAGUUGCAGAAUGGCAAGAUGCCCUUUCGGGUAGACAAGCAGCAGAUGGCCCACCACCUUUCCGAACCACCCCAGAGAUCCCCCCUAUUCGCCCGGACGCACCCACCAUCGUCCUGAUCUUCUACCCCCGCCCCGACGAAGGCGAUGCGCGACCAAUCCACCAGAGCGCCUCCUACCUUCAGCGCAUCGAGCGCAUAGCGCAGAUGAACGAGCAGACGAUCCUCUACGUGCCGCCGACCCUCACCGCCACCAUCCGCGCCAUGCGGCCCGACGACCCGCACUGGUACAUCGUGGACUCCUACGCGACUGUCUGGGACAUACCCACCAACGCGUACCAGCGCGCCAACUUCGCCACCACGCAGCCGCGGCUCUUCGAGCAGUUCGACGGCUACAGCGAGGCCGACGGCGAGCUGCGGCCCGUGGCGCGGUACAACCGCGCGCACCACAGCGCCGUGUGCAACGCGAAGGCGUUCGUCAUGUACGACGCCAUCGUGCGCAACCCCUUCGCGUGCGACCGCUGGAUGUACGUCGACGCCGGGUUCCUGUUCGACGACGGGCCCGCGGACGCCUCGGGCGUGGUCUGGGGCGACCUCGUCAAGAGCGGGCUGGACUCCGCCAAGAUCGACCGCGCGGUCAGCGUGUCGCGGGACACGGGGGUCGUGAUGGGGGAGUACUCGCAGCGCGACGGACACCCGGACAUCGACGACGCGGAGUGCUGGGGGGACCCCAGGCGGGCCUGGCGCAGCCGGCAGUUCAUCGCGAACGUGUACGUGGGCAGCUCGCUGGGCAUGCUGAACUACAGCGCGCGCUUCAUGCAGACGGUCGACGACAUGGACGCGCAGGGCUUGUACACGGGGCGCGAGGAGUUCGUCGUCGCGUUUGUCGUGCUGCGCUACCCGAACUCCCUCUUCUCCAUCCCCUGGUUCCCGCUGCCGAAACGCUUGGACUAUCGCUGGCAGUUUCCGGGCAAGCUGGUGUUUUCGAAGGUGGGCGGCAGCGAGUCGGUGCCCCCGAUCGUGGACCCGAUUAAGACGUUGUAUGUAAGCGAGUAUACGCCGAAGAGGAAGGGGCUCCCGGCGGGGGGGAUUCUAUAAUGAUAGGACGUAAAAGAAGUUCACAAGGAGAUGAAUGAGUGGGGGUCACGAAACAAUAGGGGUACGAAGAGUUGACUGCGAGAACUUUUUGGACCAUUUAUCUACGUAACUUACUGUACGUAGUAUUGCCACUUUCUCAACGUCAGAGAACGACCAGUUUCCCUUUUUCCCUUGCUCGAGCCCAUGUGCUCAGCGAUAAAAAUAUAUCGUAGACAGAAGAGUAGUAGAUACUACCUCUACCUAAAUCAGCAGCUUCUUACGUGAUCUUAUACCCAGUUUUCUGUUACUAGGUUCAUUGAUAAUGACUUUAAAGUAAAAAUAACAUUAUUAAUAAUACUGUUAUAAAAAUACUAAGCUGGGCGAGAUGAGUGUCGUGAUGGCGCGUUUCAACACUAUUCCCACGGGCUUAAAAAGGCUU